This is a messenger RNA of Ochotona princeps (American pika), 1137 nucleotides long. RefSeq names its product protein serine kinase H2 (gene PSKH2). Gene Ontology annotation, biological process: protein phosphorylation. Gene Ontology annotation, molecular function: ATP binding; protein kinase activity. The record is from RefSeq and is a predicted model, not a curated record. The transcript is spliced from 3 exons. Lineage: Eukaryota; Metazoa; Chordata; Mammalia; Lagomorpha; Ochotonidae. Bases 1 to 1137 code for a protein of 378 amino acids.
AUGGGUUGUGGCGCCAGCAAGAAAGUGGUCCCGGAGCCGCCCGCGCUGUCCCCACUCACAGCACAAGGAGGAGCGGGGCCCGGGCCCGAGGCGGUGGCCCAAGCGGCUCGACAGAUGCAGGUGGCCCGCUUCCGAGCCAAGUUCGACUCCCGGGUCCUGGCAAGGUAUGACAUCCAGGCUCUCAUCGGGAUGGGCACGUUCAGCAAGGUCGUCCGGGUGGAGCAGAAGAUCAGCAGGAAACCUUUUGCCAUCAAGGUGGUGGGGACUGCGGUGAAGGAAGGCAGAGAGGCGUGCGAGGCUGAGCUCAGCGUCCUGACGCGCGUCAGUCAUCGCUACAUCGUGCGGCUGGUGGAGAUCUUCCAGGCCCAGGACCGAGUGUACCUGGUGAUGGAGCUGGCCACAGGCGGGGAGCUCUUUGAUAGGCUUGUUGCUCAGGGAUCCUUUACGGAGAGGGACGCCGUCCGAAUCCUGCGAAUGGUGGUUGAGGGCAUUAGCUAUUUGCAUGCUUUGAGAAUAACUCACAGGGACUUAAAGCCUGAAAAUCUGUUGUACUACCACCCAGGUGCAGAGUCGAAAAUUCUAAUCACCGAUUUUGGUCUGGCACACUCCGGGAACAGAAGCGGUGACUGGACGAUGCGGACGCUCUGUGGGACCCCGGAAUAUGUUGCCCCAGAGAUUUUGCUCAGAAAACCUUACACCAGCGCUGUGGACAUGUGGGCUCUGGGUGUAAUCACCUAUGUUUUGCUUAGCGGCUUCCUGCCAUUUGAUGAUGAAAGCCAUUCAAGGCUGUGUAGGAAAAUUCUGAAAGGGGAAUAUAAUUAUACAGGGGAGCCUUGGCCAAGCAUUUCCCACUUGGCAAAAGACUUCAUAGACAAACUACUGAAGUUGGAGGUUGGGCACCGCAUGUCGGCCAGCCAGGCCCUGGAUCACCCUUGGGUGAUCAGCAUGGCUGCGGGAACUUCCAUGAAGAAUCUGCAGAGGGUCAUUGCCCGGAACCUCAUGCGCAGGACAUCUCCCCAUUCUCAGAGCCCUGGAUCUACACAGUCAUCCAAGUCAGGACAGUCCCAGAAAGCUAGACGAAUGCGGCGCACCAGAAACACAAGGAUCACAGAAUUGCCACUACCUGCACUCCUGUAA